This is a messenger RNA of Acanthisitta chloris (rifleman), 1281 nucleotides long. RefSeq names its product glucosaminyl (N-acetyl) transferase 1, core 2 (gene GCNT1). NCBI's taxonomy places the organism in Eukaryota, Metazoa, Chordata, Aves, Passeriformes, Acanthisittidae. The record is from RefSeq and is a predicted model, not a curated record. The transcript has a single exon. The coding region runs from base 1 to 1281 and encodes 426 amino acids. Gene Ontology annotation, molecular function: beta-1,3-galactosyl-O-glycosyl-glycoprotein beta-1,6-N-acetylglucosaminyltransferase activity. Gene Ontology annotation, cellular component: membrane.
AUGCUGAAGAGGAAAUUACGGUUUUGCCACAACUCGCGCUUCAGGUUUUUCCUGGGCCUAACUCUUAUUCUGGUAAUCCUUUCGGUUUUGAAAGUUAACCAGAAAGAAGACUUCUUAAAUCGGAGGCAUCUAGAGCUAACAAAAGAAGAUCCUAUUAGCACUGUUAACUGCACCAAGAUUAUUGACGGGGAUGUAGAAGAAAUACAAAAGGUAAAGCUUGAGACAUUGUCAGUGUCAUUUAAGAAACGCCCCAGACUAACAACAAAUGAUUAUAUUAACAUGACAGCAGACUGUGCCUCCUUUACCAAGACUAGGAAAUACAUUAUGGAACCUCUCAGCAGUGAAGAAGCAGAAUUUCCAAUUGCUUACUCAAUAGUGGUUUAUCACAAAAUUGAGAUGCUUGAUAGACUCCUAAGAUCAAUCUAUGCUCCCCAGAAUUUUUACUGCAUUCAUGUAGACAAAAAAUCUCCAGAAUCUUUUUUUGCUGCUGUGAAGGGAAUAGUCUCAUGUUUUGAUAAUGUCUUUAUUGCCAGCCAGUUAGAGAGUGUGGUAUAUGCUUCAUGGAGUAGAGUGCAGGCAGACAUUAACUGCAUGAAAGAUCUCUACAGAAGAAGUUCAAACUGGAAAUACCUCAUAAAUCUAUGUGGUAUGGACUUUCCUAUAAAGACCAACCAGGAAAUAGUUGAGAAAUUGAAAGCCCUUAAAGGUGAAAACAGCUUGGAAACAGAAAAAAUGCCUGUUUAUAAAGAAGUAAGGUGGAAGAAACACCAUGAGAUUAUUGAUGGCAAAAUAAAGAACACAGGCAUAGACAAACAACUACCACCUCUGGGUACUCCAAUUUUUUCUGGCAGUGCUUAUUUUGUAAUUAGCAGAAGAUUUGUAGAAUACGUAUUAGAAAGCAGCAAAAUACUUCAGUUCAUUGAGUGGGCAAAGGAUACUUACAGUCCAGAUGAAUACCUGUGGGCAACAAUUCAGAGAAUCCCUGAAGUCCCAGGUGCAGUUUCUGCUAGCAACAAGUACGACGUUUCUGACAUGAAUGCACUGGCCAGGUUUGUCAAGUGGCAAUACUUUGAAGGGGACAUGUCCAAAGGUGCACCCUACCCACCGUGCAGCGGAGUUCACGUUCGCUCUGUCUGCGUUUUUGGAGUAGGGGAUUUGAACUGGAUGCUACGAAACCACCACUUCUUUGCUAAUAAGUUUGACACUGAUGUUGACCCUUUUGCAGUGAAAUGUUUGGAAGAGUAUUUGCGGCACAAGGCUUUGUAUCUGCAAAAGAACUGA